Messenger RNA from Arctia plantaginis, 2253 nucleotides. The record is from the annotation of a GenBank genome assembly. Lineage: Eukaryota; Metazoa; Arthropoda; Insecta; Lepidoptera; Erebidae.
AUGGAUAACACAAAAGAACCAGUGAAAAAACUGAAAAGGCCUAAAUCGGCGACGAGAUAUCCUAAGAGGACAAAUACAUAUGUUGUGGCUUUUGCUUUACAAGAACCGUCUGUUGAAAAUAUACCAAAAACAAUAGCAGAAAGUAAACGUAUCCCGGAUCAUGGCAAAACUAGUAAUGAAUCCAUAUCAGUUACUGGCUCUGCCACUUUUACUGAGACUUUGAGUAUAUCCUCGACAAAUGAUCUUUCUCACUCGCUAAUGGUACCGACUAUUAGUGAAGUUAACAUUGAUAUGCUUGAUGGUAACCAAUGUAGCGAUACAGAAAAGAAGUCCCCUGAAACAAAUAACUACCAAGAAGUUGAUAAUAAAAUGGUGGACGAACAGCCACAAAUAAUAUUUAAGGCAUCAAAAAAUAUAAAAAGAUGUAAAGAACAUCGCCAAUCUUUAAGAAAAAAACCUAAGAGUUAUAGGCGUGUCAUAAAAUUUAAGAGUAUCCAUUUUAAAUAUAAGAAUUCGAAAAAUGUAAUUACUAGGAUACUAGAAAAAAAAAUUUUAAAAGCAAAGAUGAAUACUAUAAAUUCAGAACCGGUUAAUACUAAAUCCAAAGUUAUUUCAAGAUCAAGGAUUCUAAAAAGUCUAUUGGCAAAAGAAAAUCUACUUGCUGGUACAGACCCAAUGUGGAUGUUAGAUAUGCCUAGUUUAAAUGAAAACCGUACUUUGUCUCCGAAUACUGAGACCUUAUGUACACCAAGUGUUUUGUCAAGUUACGGUAGUCAAAAUACAUUAGUUAACGACACCUCCUUUUCAUUUCAAAGUGAUGAUCUUUAUAGCAUCAAAACAGUUAAUUCAGUAGUUCCGAUAUCAUCUGAUACAACACCAUAUAAUACUGAUUUAAACAUUGCCGUAGCAGUAGGUUUCACUUCAUUAAAACCAAAUAAUGGUCAAAGCGAGUCUACGAUUCCUAGCAACGAAAAAUCAAGUGAUAAAGGUAACGUGACAAGUACUGAUACAAUGCCAUUAUCUGGUAUGGAACUUACAUCCCAAGUACCUUCCGAUGAUAGUGCAAAUAAAACAUUUACAGAGGAUUUAAUAUUAAAUGAGAAAUAUAUGAGCAGUGAAACGCUCGCUGGACUAGAGAAAAUUUCAUCGAAUAUAGUAAGCGAUGACGAUACUUUUGUAAUGGGUAGAACAAUUUCUGAUUUUGAUAAAUCAGGUAAUUGUUCUGAAUCUGAAUUAACGUCUAUAUCUGAAACAAGGCCAAAAUCAGAAUACGUAGCAGCAAAAGAAAUCAUAAAUCAUGUUUCCCAAAAAGUGACAUUAUUAGAUACCGUUGUACAUUUAGGAUUAGGAUUAUAUCCUGAAAUGACACCAUCAACUAGUUCUGGAGCCAAUUUUGACAAUAGUAUGGAUGAUGUUCUUUGUCAGGUUAACAAAGACAGUUUAACAAUUCAAAACCAAUUAUCUAAAAAUGUGUUAAAAAAGAGUUUUGAAAUUGAAACUAAAGAGAUACAUAACAACAUCAGUCUACCAAAUGAGGUGGCAAUUAAAGCUAUUCUUAAAGAUGCCGAAAAAUCGCAGAAAAAAACACACGAAGAGUUAAAAGAUAAAAAUCUGCCAUUGGAUAUGAUAGAAAUAUGGAACCGACUGUCUUUAGUUUUAGAUUUAGCUAUAAAAAGAUUAGAGGAGACGAUAACAGAGAACAUAAUAAGAGAAAUAAAAAAAUCAUUGUCAAGCAUUGCAACGAAGAACACAGAUGAAACGGACGAGUCGCUUUUUAAAAGUAAAGGAAUAAAAACGUGUGAUGUAAUAAUGUCUAAUAAAGAAGUUUUUGCUAAUGAAGAAAAUUUAAGAAAUGAAAAUCAUCAAGGUCACCAAUGCGACUUAGUGCAAAAUCAUAUUAUUGAUCAGUUAAUGCUCAAGCUUAGCGUAGAAGGUCCCAAGACGUUGAACAAUUCCCAAAUCUCUUUAAAGUCUUUAAAGAAGCCUCAGGUUAUUCGUGAUUAUUUUGAUAUUAUAAAACAACCUACAGAUGAAUGUGAUGUGGAAGUUGGUAAGGGUGACACGGUGACUGUAUCUACUGCUACAGUACAAGGUCCACCAAAAAAGUAUGCAAGCCGUGAAGGUUUUAGUUCAUUAAUUUCGAGUCCGUUCUAUUUUCUUAGGGAAAAUCUAUUAGUAAUAACAAGUAUUCCUACUUUUUUCUUAAUUCUGUUCUGUCUGUAUGGGAUCAUAACACUUAUUAAACCGUGGUAA